AUGUUUAAGUUCACGGUGUUGGUCUUCUUCUUGCUGGGCUCAUGUGUGGCCCAAAACAUUUUGAACAGAAUCACCAACUUUAGCGUGCGACCGCAGCAAUCCGUCGCGGUCAGCGGCAGGUUCAUGUGCAAUGGACGGCCCGCGAAUAAUGUGGUAAGUUGGCUGGGAUGGUGUUUUUAUAACGCUCCCAUGUAAGGCGCUUAUACUAUCAGUACGUCGGGAAAAUAAUGAGACGCUGUGGCAUCGAAAAUCAUAUGUAUCGCCGUCGAGAAAAUGAAUUGUGUCAUGGCAGAAUGCAAUUGCUUUUCACUUCAGCGACGAGAUCGGCGCAGCGGCAUUGUGCUCAUUUUUUUCCGACAGACUGAUAGAUGGGCCAAAAAGUCUUGACAUUUCUGCACAGUGCGGAAAAAUGUCAAGACUUUUUGGCCACCCAGUAGCUUAAACGCCUUUACAGCAUCCUCGUCCCAACUUACUUUUCAGAAAGUCAAACUCUACGACAACGACCACUUCACCUUCGACGAUUUGAUGGCGAACGGGUUCAGCGACGCGAACGGCGCCUUCCGCCUACAAGGCUCGGCCAACGAGUUCACCAACAUCACACCGAAACUGAACGUCUACCACAGAUGCAACUACUCGCCGCUGAUCCCCACUUGCUACCAGAAAUUUUCCAUCCGCAUCCCCAAAGAGUACAUAACGCGAGGUCCCGUGGCGCAGCGCGUUUUCGACGUUGGAACGCUGAAUUUGGAAGCGAGAUAUGCUGGACAGGGGAGAGAUUGCAUCAAUAAGAAAUGA
Messenger RNA from Bursaphelenchus xylophilus (pine wood nematode), 792 nucleotides. NCBI's taxonomy places the organism in Eukaryota, Metazoa, Nematoda, Chromadorea, Rhabditida, Aphelenchoididae. The record is from the annotation of a GenBank genome assembly.